Molecule: messenger RNA, 1038 nt
Organism: Symbiodinium necroappetens
Lineage: Eukaryota; Dinophyceae; Suessiales; Symbiodiniaceae
Source: the annotation of a GenBank genome assembly
AUGGAGGACGUGCGCUACUUCUGGGCAUCGAAGCAAGGCAAUUGCCAGGGCAGGAACCAGUCUUCGUGCUCUGCCGCAGCAGGCUGCGCGUACUCGACCACCACAACUCCACCAGCUUGCUACUCCACGACGAAUCCGCUCAGCUACCCAUACCUGUCCGAGAGUGAGUUCAUCCAGCUGCUCUCUAAUCCGUCUUUGACCGAUCCGACGAUGACCGAGUGGGAGGAGUACCUGGAAUUGAAGACGAACUACCUGAGGAGUGUGAACCGGCGGUACGAAGCUGACUUUGCAGCCCAAUACACCGGCGUCCGGCUCAACUCCGACAAGACUGCCAUCCAGUUCGCUUGGAUCAGCUACAAUGCGACCUUCCCGCGUGAGAACACGGUGGAUGAGGCGAACGAAUGGUACAACCGAUGGCAGACCUUCAAGGACCUUUGGGCACCAAAUCUGGGCGGCUUCCAGACGGCCGAGCUCUACCUGUUCCUGGUGACCCAGAACGAGAUGGUGAAAGCCGCGACCAUGGGCAUUGGCUUGUCCCUCCUCGUCUGCUUCAUUGUGCUCUUGCUGACAACUUGGAACUGGUGGACCUCCACUUUGGGACUUAUCUGUAUCAUCUGCAUCACCGCCACCUUCCUGGGUGUUGUCCCACUGCUUGGCUGGAGUUUGGGCGAGAACGAGUGCAUCUUUAUGAUCGCAACGGUCGGCUUGUCUGUGGAUUAUACAGUGCACAUGCUGCACGCGUACAACAACACGCCAGCGAAGACACGCACUGCCAGGGCCCAUGCAGCUCUUGAAGAGAUGGGCAUCUCGGUAGCGAAUUCAGCCAUCACCACGCUCUUUGCUGCAGCCAUGCUGUUCGCUUGCGGCUUCUACUUCUUCUUCCAGUUCGGAGGCUUCAUCUUCAUGGUCAUCGGCCUUUCGAUUCUCAUGUCGACCAACUUCCUUAUGCCGCUGCUCAUGCUGAUCGGCCCUGAGAACGACCAGGGCACCAUCUACAGCAUGCCCAAGCGCACUACCGUCCAGAAGAUUUCAGAGUGA